AUGUCCUGGUAUAAUCGGGAGUACAAGUAUUCGUUGAUUCAGAAAUUUGCCCUGAAUGUUCUUAAGCAGGGCGUGCUUCCAAAACAUGUUGCUUUUAUUAUGGAUGGCAAUCGUAGGUUCGCAGCCAACCGAGGACUACAAAAAUCAGAAGGCCAUCGGUCCGGUUUUUCAAAACUAACAGAGACAAUCACAUGGUGCCAUGAUUUAGGAAUAAAUGAAGUAUCUGUAUACGCAUUUAGUAUUGAAAACUUUAAACGGCCAGAAUCAGAAGUCAAUUUCUUAAUGAACCUGGCCGCCGAAAAAUUCCGGGAAUUCAUUGACAAAAAUGAUGAGCUUACUGAACACGGUGUGUGUGUCCGAGUUAUUGGCAACCUCUCAUUGCUUCCCCCGGAAGUGCGUCGUCUCGCAGCGCAGGUCAUGUUGUUGACAAGGCACAACACAAAUCUUGUUGUUCUUCAAAUGCCCCACUACUGUUUCAGAGCUACGCUAAACAUUCUCCUGGCCUACACGACCCGCGAUGAAUUGACGCAUGCUGUUGAGUCCAUCCGUCUUGGCGUCCAGGAAGGUGUCAUCCGCGAAGAGUAA
Messenger RNA from Dibothriocephalus latus, 585 nucleotides. Lineage: Eukaryota; Metazoa; Platyhelminthes; Cestoda; Diphyllobothriidea; Diphyllobothriidae. The record is from the annotation of a GenBank genome assembly.